Columba livia (rock pigeon) is the source of this 1062-nucleotide messenger RNA. RefSeq names its product histone H2B 1/2/3/4/6. The transcript has a single exon. Gene Ontology annotation, molecular function: DNA binding; protein heterodimerization activity; structural constituent of chromatin. Bases 261 to 641 code for a protein of 126 amino acids. Gene Ontology annotation, cellular component: nucleosome. The record is from RefSeq and is a predicted model, not a curated record. Lineage: Eukaryota; Metazoa; Chordata; Aves; Columbiformes; Columbidae.
GAGCUUCGCCGCCCAACCUUGCGAUUGAAACAGCUUGUUGUGAUUGGCUGGUAGGAUUCGAGUUCUUAACCAAUACUAGCGUGGGAUUUGAAAAGGUCCAAUUACAAAGCCGUCCGUACGAUGUGUAACGUCACUGGUCCUGUUAUCCAAUAGAAGCGCUGAUCGCUGAGGCCAUAGAUUUGCAUAAGGCCCCUAUAAAUAGGGCAGUAAUCGUGCUGACGGGCACUCCGGUGCUUUACAGCAGCGUGAGAGAUUUCGCCAUGCCUGAGCCGGCCAAGUCUGCCCCCGCGCCCAAGAAGGGCUCCAAGAAGGCUGUCACCAAGACGCAGAAGAAGGGCGACAAGAAGCGCAAGAAGAGCCGCAAGGAGAGCUACUCCAUCUACGUGUACAAGGUGCUGAAGCAGGUGCACCCCGACACGGGCAUCUCGUCCAAGGCCAUGGGCAUCAUGAACUCGUUCGUCAACGACAUCUUCGAGCGCAUCGCCGGCGAGGCCUCGCGCCUGGCGCACUACAACAAGCGCUCCACCAUCACGUCGCGGGAGAUCCAGACGGCCGUGCGGCUGCUGCUGCCCGGCGAGCUGGCCAAGCACGCCGUGUCCGAGGGCACCAAGGCUGUCACCAAGUACACCAGCUCCAAGUAGAGCGUCCCGGAUCGUCAGUUUUAACCCAAAGGCUCUUUUAAGAGCCACCAAAUAUCUCAAGUAGAAGGGCUGAGUUAUUCUGUGUUGGGGGAAGUAUGUAAAUAGUCUGUUCUUUUAAAGGUGAGAGGCUUUCACUUAAAAGCUUAUAUUAGAUAGUUAAUACUUGGAAGUUUAGAAGUCAGAAACUGGUGAAAAAGGAGCAGCGGCACCUUAGUGUUUUACCAGUUCUCCGUUCGCAGAAUUUUAGUUCUGCGGGUGAAGGUAGGUGUUCUUUUUGUCUACGUUCUGUAAUUAAUUUUGUUUUUCAAGGGUUUUUAAUUCCUUCAAGUUUGGUAGAAAAUCCUAACUGCUAGUAAGAAUUAAUUUUCUGUGCAUAUACAGGUAAAAUAAUAAAAACUUUUAGUAACUAAACACUAUGAAA